AGCAUUUUAUCGAAACCAGAGACAUGGCUUUAAAAAGUGACUUCGAUAUUUUGUGUAUCUCUGAAACUUGGUUUAAACCUGCCCCGAGGGACACUAAUGCAAGUGUAGAGAUUGAGGGGUAUAGGGUCUAUCGCCUGGAUCGUCCUAAAAAAGAGGGAGGUGGUGUCUGUGCUUAUAUUAAAUCACACCUAAAGGCCAGGAUUCUGAAAGACCUAACGGGAAUUACUGAAUCUGGAUUGCAUCAACUUUAUAUUCAAGUGCAAAGCAAAAAUAUUCGCUCUAUAGUGCUUGGUGUAAUAUAUAGACCGCCUGAGAUUGGUGUUACGUGCCUUACGGAGGAGCUUAUGCCAACCUACAUCAAGGCCCUGGCUCUAAACAAAGACAUAAUCAUGUGUGGUGACCUCAAUUGUGACCUCCUUUCAACAAAUCCUAAGGGUGAAGCCCUUCGCUCAUUUAUUACAUCUGUGAACGCCUCUCAACUAAUCGACAAACCUACGCGGGUUACACAGACCUCCCGCUCUUUGAUCGACGUCAUUAUUGUAUCCAACCCUAAUAUAGUUAAAACAAGUGGUGUUCUUGACAAGACUAUCAGUGACCACAACUUGAUACUGGUUACCUUAAACCUAAAGGUUCCAAAGUUACCACCUAGCGCUAUCAUGACAAGAAGUUUUAAGAAAUACGACCCUCAUAAGUUUGCAGAAGAUGUUGCACGUGUCCCAUGGGACUGUGUUGAGCUUGCAGAUUCACUCAACGACAGAGUGGAUGCUUUUAAUGAUUUGUUUAUUACUUGUCUAGACAGCUAUGCUCCAGUGAAAACAGUAAAGUUGAAACACAGACCUUGUCCCUUCAUCACCGAAGACAUUAGAGAACGUAUGGCAUCACGGGAUCGCUUACAAAGACAGGCCCAGAGGACUGGUAACGAGCAUGAUUGGCUAGCAUUUAAAACGUUGCGUAAGGAUGUCAAACAGGCCUUAAGGAAAGCAGAACAAGACUUUUUUUAA
Exaiptasia diaphana is the source of this 1001-nucleotide messenger RNA. RefSeq lists its product as uncharacterized. The transcript has a single exon. Gene Ontology annotation, molecular function: catalytic activity. Lineage: Eukaryota; Metazoa; Cnidaria; Anthozoa; Actiniaria; Aiptasiidae. The coding region runs from base 24 to 1001 and encodes 325 amino acids. The record is from RefSeq and is a predicted model, not a curated record.